AUGGAGGCUAAAACCGAAGUUAAGGAUGAGAUUAUAGAAUGUGAAAAACGAUUGGUGAUUCUAUUAUCUACAGAAAUAGAUCUUGGAGAAUUGAAGGAUGAACUACAUAAAGAAAAUUCAGUGGAGACAAAUUGUCAUGAUGAAUCAGAGAUUGAAGAAACUCCAGCUAAAAAGAGGUGUAUUGACCAUGAUUUUCAGAGUGAAACAGAGCCAGAAGAAACUCCUAAAAGAAAAUUAUUUGACAUACAUGAAGCUGAAGUAAACCUGGCAAGUGAAGUGGCAGAUACAGGCCGUAUGAUUUUAUUUUUAGAUGAACUGUUUGAUUCGUUAAAUUCAAGUCAGAAAACUGCUCCUAUAAGCAAACCUUUGAAAGGUGGUGUUACAUUGACAUCCAACCAUGAACAAUUCUGGAAAAACUCUUUAACUUCUUUAAACAAAAUGAAAUUUUUUGAUAGAAGGAAACAGAAAUUUGUGUCUGUACCUUCAUUAAAAAAUUUGAUUUUUACCAUUCGUGGAUUCAUAUAUUUAAAGAAAAGAUUAUUAAAAAACAGUAAUAAUUACUUGCUGUUACGAGCAUUUCAGCAAGAUAUAUUAGAAAAUUUUUUUGGUCUAAUCAGAAGUUAUAGAGUUACAGAGCGUUCAGUAAGUGUGUCAGAUGCUAUAACCACCUUCAAAGCUUUGAUUAUAAAUAAUUUUAUGUCCUUUCAUUCACCUGAAAGCAAUUGUGAGAAUGAUCUUAGUGAGGGAGCAUUAGAUACCUUACGCUUUUUUUUAACAGGUGAGGUAUUACCAGGUUGUACACCUCUGGCAUCUGAAGUGAAUAUUUCACUUCCUCUGUCAGUUUCAAAUGUUAAACGAACUAGGGUGGGAAGGUGUACUGUAACCUAUGUUGCAGGAUAUGUAGCGAAAAAAGUAUUGAAGAAGGUUUCAUGUGAGUUAUGUAAAUACAAUAUGUUAUUUAGAGAAAAAGAUGGGGAUACAGAAUUUAUUGAAGCCAGGAAAUAUAAUAUGUCAAAUUUAACAGUGCCUGGAAUUUUUUUAACAUAUAUUGUAUCUGAGGCCCUUGCUAAAUUGUUUUACUUAAUUCCAAGGGUCUGUCAUUUACAACCUUUACACUUCAUAUUGAAUAAAGAAUUAAAUAAUUUUUUAAAUUUUUCAACAUUCAACUGUAGAUCUCAUUCAGAUACUGGAAUAAAUAUAUGUAAAUUUAUUGUGAGACUUUCUCUAUAUAUAUGGUGUAGAAGUGUAAAUGCCAUUGUAAAUGGCAGAGACCAGAAAUUUAUUAACUUCCUAAAAACUAAGCCAGAAUGUACUAGGAUAGAUCCCAUAAAAUUAGUUGCUUAUAGAAAAUAUGAAAGUAGGAGAAAACAAUUUUUAAGUACAGGUCAUAAAUGUAAAUGUUAA
Messenger RNA from Diabrotica balteata, 1404 nucleotides. The record is from the annotation of a GenBank genome assembly. NCBI's taxonomy places the organism in Eukaryota, Metazoa, Arthropoda, Insecta, Coleoptera, Chrysomelidae.